CAAACCAACUGCAGCAGAUGCCUGUUUAGAAGUUUGCUUGGUUGGACAGUUGGAAUGAAGGUCGUCACAGGAUUUGAACAUUGGUCGGCGUGCAUAAGCAACAUAGCCGAACAAGCUUGUAAUUUGUAAUACAGAACAGGUAACAACACUCUGUUAUGUCCAUGGCUGCUGAUACCUUCCCCCCUCUAAUCGCGGCGCAGCUCAAUUAUCUUCUCACUCACUCUCCGCUAUCCGUAAAGGUUGAUCAGAUAUGGUCAGGUUGCAAGAAUCAUCAUCUCUCCGAUCGCUUCACUCUACUUAUACCAUUCUGCCUAGACUAUCUGAAAUGGGAUGUGAUUUACAACGCACAAUUCCCAUUGUCAGCACCGGAUAUUAUAUUUGCAGCGGAAGACGAAAGCUUCCACCCGCUAGCCAUUGCUGGUGAAGAGGACGGGGGUAUUCACAAACCCAAGAGCAGUCUAUGUGAUUGGAAUAGCAAAGACCCUUCUCGGUUGCUCUCUCUUAUUCAUGAAUUAAGGGACCUUUACAUAUCAUACCAGAGGAAGCGUGUUGGAGAGCUUGAAGAUGAGAGAUUGAAGUUUGAAAUUAGCACCAUUAUCUUCAGGGAGGGAAUUGAAAUGUGUAUGAUUUCGGGGGCUGACAAGCUCGAGGAGGUGAAGUUUUCCGUGCCUUUACUGGAUAUGGACUUAAAUAAACUGGUGCAGGGAUGUCCCUGGAGACAUCAGCAAAAGAUCUAUUUACAGGUUAUAUUUCCAGUGAGUAGAAAAUAUUCUGUGGCCCCUUCUGCUCCACGUAUAAAACUGGUCUCAUCUUCUGAGCUAAAAAUGUUAUUCUCUGUUGAAGAUGUCAAGCUUCCUCCAUGGUUAGAUGGAAUGUGCAUGGCUGAAUAUCUUCCUACUCUGGAAGAAACUCUGAAGGAACAGGUCUUGGAGUCUGUUGCAUCAAUUGGAGUCAGAAGGCGUUUUAUUGAGGCUUUAGCUCCUCUGUUUGGGAGGCCCGUGGAAGCAGAUCCUGUCUUUUGCAGGAAGGCUACAGUUCUUGCUGCCACCGGGGUUUUUACGUUUCUGGUGCACUUUAUCAUUCCAACUCAGUUCCCUAAGCAACAACCUGUUUUGAUGCUUCAAAGUUCUCAGCAUUUCAACUCUCAAGGCACACCAAUCAUGUCACCUCCUUUGACUGAUUAUCGUUGGAGUCCAAGAUGGGAAGCCUCACUGAUGGCUGAGCGCAUCUUUGAAUUCUUGGUGGAGGAGUGUCUAAGUUUCAAGAAGUACUGCAAUGAGACCCAACUUCAGCAGCACUAGUGUUGUGGUUUUUAAAGGUAACAACACCCUAGAGUAAUUCAAUGAUGUAAAUGUUAUUUUGCUUUUAUUGGGUUUGGUUUUAAAAUGUAUCCUAUCAAUUUCCCCCGUAUUUUAAGAUACUGGUAUUGGUAUUGUGUACUCUACCUGUAAUGAUGCUCCAUGGAGCACUAAAAAAAUGUGUCAAUGAUAUGAUACCGAAGCAAACAGGUUCCCCAGUAGAGGGAACAUAAUAAUCUUUU
Molecule: messenger RNA, 1540 nt
Organism: Telopea speciosissima
Lineage: Eukaryota; Viridiplantae; Streptophyta; Magnoliopsida; Proteales; Proteaceae
Product: BRISC and BRCA1-A complex member 2
Exons: 13
Coding region: 156-1301 (381 amino acids)
Biological process (GO): double-strand break repair
Cellular component (GO): BRISC complex; BRCA1-A complex
Source: RefSeq, a predicted model, not a curated record